Bolinopsis microptera is the source of this 1657-nucleotide messenger RNA. RefSeq names its product low-density lipoprotein receptor-related protein 1B-like. The record is from RefSeq and is a predicted model, not a curated record. The transcript is spliced from 11 exons. NCBI's taxonomy places the organism in Eukaryota, Metazoa, Ctenophora, Tentaculata, Lobata, Bolinopsidae. Gene Ontology annotation, molecular function: protein binding. Bases 89 to 1384 code for a protein of 431 amino acids. Gene Ontology annotation, cellular component: plasma membrane.
UUCCAGGGAACAUGGCUAAGUCAUAUUGUGCUUCCUAUACAGAAUUAUUUUGUUUGUGUAGACUUGAAUACCGAGGGAUUCGAUAAUAAUGAAACGCUUAACUUUAGUUGUUCUUCUCGUAGUCUUACUCUUAUCAGAUGUCAGCUGUAAGAAAAAAAAGAAGAAGAAGCAGACAGAGCCACCCACAACAUAUAUGACGACGUCGUACGUGACCACAUCCGUGAUGACAACAACACCUCAGGAAGAUGAAAUCAAACCACUCACCACUGAGGACAGUAAAGUCGUAACAGACAGGAUAGAAACCUCAACGACGGAGGCACCGGAACUAGCUGUUAUUACCUCAGACUGGUCUCAAGUUAACGGCACCACACAACCGGUGGUUUCAACAGCAACACCUAGCAUCGACAGUGUAACCACCGAAUCAGGAUCGGCAACUGGAACCACCGAAUCAGGAUCGACAAGUGGAACAUCAACAGGAUCGGGUGCAGUAACAGGAUCUUACGACGAACCAGAAGAAGAAACAGAAGAAGCAGAAGAAGACGAAGGAACCACCUUCUUCACCACAGGAACAGGAACCACUGCUCCCAACACGGGAACCACAGCUCCCAACACGGGAACAACUGCUCCCAACACGGGAACCACAGCUCCCAACACGGGAACAACAGCUCCCAACACGGGAACCACCUUCUUCACCACAGGAACAGGAACAACAGCUCCCCACACCGGUACCACUAACACUGGGGAGACUACAUCCUGGCUGACCACUACUGAGUUUAUUCCCACUCAGCCUAAGACAGAACCCUACACGACAGAAACUGAAGUAUACGGUUCAACCGCACAACCCACCGAAGCUGACUUCAACUUUUGUCCCAAACACACUUACGCUUGUCAGAAUAGACAGAAGUGUAUUGGAAGAGGGCAGGUGUGUAACGGAAAGAAGGAUUGUCCUGGUGGAGAUGAUGAAGAAAGCUGCCCUAUCUUCACUGUUAAUAAAACACCAGCCCCACUUAGCUGCAAAAGUGAAGAGUUCAGUUGCAAGGUCAGAGGAGUUGGCAAGUGCCUGAAAGUAACAGCAAAGUGUGAUGGUCUUCACGACUGUGACGGGGGACUAGACGAGGAGGACUGUGCAGGAAAACUGAAGUGUGUGUUUGACCAUUGGCCUUGCGACGAUGGAUUACGUUGCUAUGCUAAAACAGAAUGGUGUAACGGUGUCAGGGAUUGCAAGGAUGAUUCAGACGAGAGAGAUUGUAAAAAAGAAGAGUGCCCGAUAGGUGACUGGCAGUGCACUAACGGUGACUGCAUUCCUGACAUUUUCCUCUGCGACGGAUUCAAUGAUUGUGACGAUCACAGCGACGAAAAAGAAAAAGUUUGCCAGUAUUACUAAAUAUACUCAUGUUCACACACUAAAACCAACUCGGUGAAGUGGAGAGCAAGUAUAGUGGAAGUUCCCUGAUCAAACUUUGUAUUUGUACUGAACACUAUGCGGUUGUUUAACAAGAAAACUAAAAGUUAUCGAAUCUUAAACAUUGACUUAAACAACAAACAAUGACAUUUUUCAUAUGAUAGUCAGAAAGGCAAUUAAAUUGCACUAAAUUAAAAUGCUUUUGUAGGGAAUGAUUUUCAUAAUGAAAUUUAUAAUUUUAUAAUUUUAUUCAAA